Molecule: messenger RNA, 786 nt
Organism: Cynara cardunculus var. scolymus (artichoke)
Lineage: Eukaryota; Viridiplantae; Streptophyta; Magnoliopsida; Asterales; Asteraceae
Exons: 1
Coding region: 25-618 (197 amino acids)
Source: RefSeq, a predicted model, not a curated record
GAAAGCAUCAACAACACAAUACUCAUGGAUUCAUCGUCGAAGUCGCUACACCCACUUCACGAAAUCGCGAUGACUCCAACCCACAAGCUUCUGUUAAAACAAUGGCUGAAAGAAGAAGAACUGAUUCUGAAUCGAAUCGCUCUCAAAGAAACCCAAAUCGAUGCUACUCGAAAAGAACUAACUCAUCUCUACUGUUUCUUCUUCCUUUUCCAUUCGAUUUCUCUAAUCAUCCUCUUCAGCAGUUCAUCUUCAUCUUCUUCGUUCACGGGAUCGGGAUUCUGCAACAGAUCGUGGAUCCCGUCUCUGUGUUCGCUCCUCUGUUCUCUGGGGCUGAUCUGGGCCGUUCGUUAUAAGACGGAGGUCGAAUCGCAUCUCGAGAAGCUGCUGGAGAGGGAGAAAGAAGACGGGAAGUUAUUGGGGAAGUGUGUGGAGGAAUUGAAGAAGAAGGGAUUGGAGUUCGAUUUGUUGAAGGAAGUAGAUGCGCUUCGAAGAGCGAAGAGUUUGCGGGUUGAAAACAAAGGUGUGAAGAAAUGGUCAGCAAGGGAUUUUGUGACACUUUUCUUCUUUACUGUGUCUUGUUUGGUUCUUGCUCUUACGAGGGUUAUUCUCUGCAGCUGAUUUUACGAAACGGGUUAUCGAUUUGAGGGGUUUUCGUUUGAUAUCGGGUUCGAUUCGAUCUCAUUUGAUGUUGGUGUUUUGACAGAAACUGUUGGUUUCUGGGUACAUCUUUUUGUUUGAUUGCAAAAUAUGUAUACUAAGGAUCAGAUUCAGUUAGUAAUAAUGGAA